Molecule: messenger RNA, 1607 nt
Organism: Lemur catta (Ring-tailed lemur)
Lineage: Eukaryota; Metazoa; Chordata; Mammalia; Primates; Lemuridae
Exons: 2
Coding region: 373-1434 (353 amino acids)
Source: RefSeq, a predicted model, not a curated record
GAGAAAGGUGGACCCGGCCCUCGGCUGUUCAGACGCGGAGCCCCGCCCCGCUGUGUCCAGGAAGGAGGGAGGCAGGUGUCAGAACCUGUGUCGUGGGUCUUCCUGUGCUGUGUGGCCUGGGACAAGCACUCGGCCUCUCUGGGCCUCACGGGGGACACCGGGGCCCUUCCCCUGGCCAGAGCGGUGCCAGAGUGGGCCUGGCCAGCUCUGCCUGCCCACUGAGCCCUGACUGCUCCAGGGGCCCAUCGGGGAAGGCUCUGGAGGCUGGCCUGGCACCUCCGAGAGCUCCGGCCGGGCAGGAUCGCGGCUCUGUGGACACUGGGCAGGGCUUCUGCCCGGGGCAGGUGGCAGCCAGAAACACAGCGGUGGCCGAUGCGAGACCACGUGGCAGCGCCGUGCCGGUCGGAGGCCCUGGCACUGCGGCUGGCGGGCACCAACGUGGCACCGACAGCUGGAGAGGAAGUCGCGAAACCAAAGGGGCUUUCCCGACCCUGGGGAGUCUGGCCCGGCCCGGCUGCUGGGGGCGCCCAGGGAGCGCUGCCCUGGCCUGCAGCCAUGCUGCCCACGCACCCGGCCCCCGGGCCUUUCCUGCUUCAGAAGCUGCCAGCGGUCCCCAGGCGCUGCCUGUCUUGGGACAAGGAGACUGUGCUGCUGCCCUCGGGGGUCCUGGCCUGGGUAGGGCAGGCCCCUCCUGGCUGUGAGUGUUUGGGGGCGUCCAUGGGCUGCCAAGUGCUGGCAGAGGGUACCUGGAAGCAGGGAACCCCCCGCCGCCUGCCCUCACGGGGUCAGCCCCCUCUGGUGACCACACAGGCCCUGGCAGCUCCCAGAGGCUCCUCGCUGCCUGUCCCCCCCUCCAGGCAGGAAGUCAAGGAUUCCACCUCAGGGCCCUUGCAGCGUGGGGCCGGACCCCCCACAGACCUGCUCCCACCUUGUCACUUUGUCCCAGAGCUCAGGAAGGACCAGGCACUUGUCUUGGAGCAAUAUUUAAGGGGGGGGUGUGAUAAAAAACUCACUAACCGAGAUCAGUACUAUUUUGGUAGUUUAAAAAUCAAAAUUAAUGCAAAAUUCAUGAUGAAGAAAAUAUCCAACAUGGAAACAGGUCAGGGCCCGCCUCUGCGGGGCACAGCCCCGGGUGCAAGCGCCCGCCUCGCCCACCCUCCUGCCCGCUCCAGGGGAGGGCCACCCGCCCCGUUACCACAACAGGCCCUGCUCCGCCAGCGGUCUCCAUGGCAACGGCGCAGGUGUGGAGGAGGCUGGGCGUUCGGGGAUCCCUGCCAGGAAGGGGUGCCAGGCUUCCUGGGGGAGCACAGACUGGAGGGGAGAGGAGCAAAUUCCUGCCCAGGAACUGCCCAGAGAACCGGCUUCCUCGGGGGAUGGAGCCCCGUCCCCCUCCCUGCCCCCUGCGUCCUGGCUCCUUGCUCCUGUGGAUGGUGACGGCGGGGCCACCACUGCCAGCAAGAAAGCAACCCGGCUUGGGGGCCCUGGUUGGAAUUUCCGAUUUUCCUCAUUAGCAGUUCUCACCAGUCGCCGAUGCUGUUGAGGACGGAUCUGAGGGAGGAGGACAGUGGCUUCCAGACUUUUCCAGCUGCAGAGGCUCGGGAAGUCCC